This is a messenger RNA of Trametes versicolor FP-101664 SS1, 605 nucleotides long. RefSeq lists its product as uncharacterized. The transcript has a single exon. NCBI's taxonomy places the organism in Eukaryota, Fungi, Basidiomycota, Agaricomycetes, Polyporales, Polyporaceae. The record is from RefSeq and is a predicted model, not a curated record. Bases 264 to 527 code for a protein of 87 amino acids.
CGUACAAGGAACCCUGAUAAUCCUACUAGAGGCCUUUUCCUGGCGGUCCCCUUUUGGGACCAGUUGGUCUGGACACCUCGGCGACGUCUCCCUGGUCCGGACGGCGUAUGAGGGCUCGAAAAGUCCCUCAAAAUGUGAUCAAAUGGCUAACAUUUCCCAGAGGCCCGUUUUCGCUCUGAUACGCUGACCGGACCCUUGACGAAUCCCAGGGAAACAAUCCCAGACUCAACAAGCCGCUGUGUAGGUGCUAGAUCUCCGCCGCCAUGCGUCGGGAACACAGCCGCAUAAGGCCUCCUUUGGAGCCCCUCACUACUGGUCCGGACACCGACUCAGACUAUGGCAUGUUUUUCCUCGGAGGCCCCAGCUGGUCCGGAUUAUGUAUGGCAUACCCGUCCGGGAUGCCGAGUUUGGUCCGGACGAGUGAAAAGGCCUAUGGUAUGAUUGUCAGGGGUCCACUCGUACAUUUUAUACUCGCUGGAAUGGACAAAGAACAGCAGAACUUGCGUCUCUAUGAAGUUACGCAGUGAUUGGACAGCCAUCACCACCUCACCGGCGGUUCUCGGCGGUCCACAUGAACCGCCGGGGAAAGCGGACUUGGAAUGCCA